Orussus abietinus is the source of this 1115-nucleotide messenger RNA. RefSeq names its product TBC1 domain family member 12-like. The record is from RefSeq and is a predicted model, not a curated record. Lineage: Eukaryota; Metazoa; Arthropoda; Insecta; Hymenoptera; Orussidae. The annotation marks the transcript as partial. The transcript has a single exon.
AUUUACAAAACACUAAUUCUCGAUUCCCAGGUGAGUCUCUCUCGUUCGCUGGCGGCGCCGGAAGAGGCGCUGGUGGCGAUCGAGCUGGACGUGGCGCGCACCUUCCCGGCGCUGAACGUCUUCCGCGAGGGCGGCCCUCUCUGCGCGGCCCUGAAGAGCGUUCUAGCGGCAUAUGCGGUCUUCCGGCCGGACGUGGGCUACGUCCAGGGGAUGAGUUUCCUGGGGGCGGUGUUGGCGCUGAACAUGGAGCCAGCAGACGCGUUCAUUUGCCUGGCGAACAUGCUGAACGGCCCCUGCCACCGGGCGGCCUACGCCCUGGACGGCGAGCGCAUGAUGGCGUACUUCGAGGCCUACAAGGUCGCCCUGGCCGAGUGUCUUCCUCGGCUGCACCAGCACUUCGUCGCGACCGGACUGACGCCCGACCUCUACCUCCUGGACUGGCUGUACACGGUCUACGCCAAGGCGAUGCCGCUGGACGUCGCCUCGCGGGUCUGGGACCUCUUCCUCAGGGACGGCGACGAGUUCCUCUUCAAGGCGGCCCUAGGCGUGCUCCACCGGUACCAGGAUAGACUCCUGGAUCUGGACUUCGUCGGCGGGGCUCAGUUCCUCGCCAGGUUGCCCCAGGACAUGCGGGCAGAUGAUCUCUUCCGCAGCAUCGCCAGGGUGUCCAAUACUCUAGGGCCGGCUUUCGCGGCGAAUCUGGCGCAGAGGGUCGCCUCGUAGCGCUGUGUGGCCUUGAGAAUGGGUUUCCCCGAGACCUGGGGGUCGCCUUGAAGAGGACCUCGAGGAAGAGCCCUGGUACCGCGUUUUAGGACGCAAUGCACCUUGAGGAGAGACGUAUACUCGGAGUUCCUCUUCAGGGUGAUCCUCGGCAUGCUCCACUGGUACCAGGACAGGCUCCUGAACCUCGAUGAAGAGCCCUGGUACCGCGUAUCAGGGCGUAUUACUCCCUGAAGAGGGGUAUAUUCGAAGUUUCACUAGACCACGAGUCCUUCGGGUUGGCUCUUUACCUGUAUCAGGGUAAAUUGGUGGACCUUGACGUCAUCGCGUAUCUGGUUCAGAGGAUCGUACACUGGGAGACAUCGAUGCCCUCCCAUUCUGCACCGGCGAUGUCG